Microthlaspi erraticum is the source of this 1080-nucleotide messenger RNA. The record is from the annotation of a GenBank genome assembly. Lineage: Eukaryota; Viridiplantae; Streptophyta; Magnoliopsida; Brassicales; Brassicaceae.
AUGAGCCACGUAAAAACCAUCCACAAUCCCAUUGGGUCACUAGAGAGGUUUUUGGAUCUUCUCUUGAUCUCUCUCAUCGUUUACAUGACUCUGAAAGGCGGCACGAGUGGGGCGUGUGCCGCUUGCAAAUACCAACGCAGACGCUGCGCCGCGGACUGUCCACUCGCGCCCUACUUCCCAGCGGAACAACCGAAACUCUUCCAAAACGUUCACAGGCUGUUCGGGGUCAGAAGCAUCGUCAAGAUCCUAGAGAACCUGGACGAAGCUCAGAAACCAGAAGCCAUGAAAUCUAUCAUUUUCCAGUCUUAUGUCCGUGACCGCAACCCUGUCCACGGCUGCUUGGGCAUCACGCAUCACCUUCAAAUGAUGAUAUAUCACGCUGAAGAAGAACUCAAAGCCGUAAAUUCACAGCUCCAGCUAUACCGCCAUCAACAAAACAACAAUGGUCAGAAUCAUCAUAAUCCUCACAAUCAGAUGAUUCACGAGAUUGGGGAGAAGCAAGAAGACGUUACCUCACAGCAGCUAGAUUUGGGAAUGGGACUUCCUGUUAGCAACAACCAGAGCAAUGUGACGCCAUUUUUUAGUCCUUUGUCGGUUUCUGAAACGCAGCAACAACAGCCUCAAAUGUCUUACACUUAUAGCUGCAGCGAGGUUAACAACAAUGGUUAUAGUCCUCCUGCGUAUACAGAUUCAUGCAAGGACAUUCUCACCAGGAACCAUAACGAUCCUGCUUUGGUUUGGGGUGGUCAGAAUCGGUUUCCUUAUCAUUCUAACGACGGAUUCAUCAACCAAAACGAGAGCUGUAACGAGAUGAAGAGCAAUAACGGUGUGAUGGCGAUACAGUCACAGCUCGUUAAUCUUCAGAUGGCAUCGAAUCAGCAAGAGGAAGAAGAUGAUGUUCACGAGUACGAUGAAAUCCAUCAGUUCCUCGAAAUCAUCGAUGACAGGCAAUCAUUCGCGGAUUCUAAAGAAGCGUACGCAUCAAGCUCGGGUGAAUCGUUGAAGGAGCCAAUAGAUGAGAUCGGAGAGAACGAAUUAAGAAGUGCGGCUACUUGCUUCAGUCUGACCAGUGUGAAUUGA